AAACAAAUAGUGUCUAAUCUUCUUUGAUUGAACGGUAAAUAUGAGAGAUACUGCAUAUAAGAACAUUAUUAUGUUGUAAAAAACUUUGUUGGUUUGAUAUCUUUUAUUGGUUUUUCUUGAGUUAGACAAAUAAAAUAAGGUAAUGUGGCAGUAUAUAUAUUGCAAAGUAGAAGUAAAAGUCAUCUAGUCACCUCCCAGGGGUGUGGGAAGUAUCAUGAUAUCUGAACUUACUUUUAGAAAAAAAAUGUAUAUGCAUGUAGAGAAAAAGAAGGCAGAUGUCAAAAAUUAGGGAAUUGAGGUGAAGGGUAUUUGGGAGUUCCUUGUACUAUUAUUUCAACAACUUUUUUAGGUUGAUUUUUUUCAAAAACCCGUCUCUCGUAAUCCUACCCUCAGAAAGAAUUAGAUGUGGAUCCUGAGAGGUCACAGGUGUGCUAGGCAUUUUGCAUACAUUUUAAAUUUAGUUCUCAGCUCUCGAGGAGGAAACAAAGGUGAUGGCAGGUGACCAGGGUCACACAACUUGGCUGAGUAGUGGAACCAGAAUUUGGAUGUGUUACUUCAGACCAGACCCUAGGGGAAAAAAAAAGAAUUUGGACUUAGACCUCUGACCCCAAUGCCUUUAUUCCUUUAUGGCCUUGUGUAUCUCAAAUAGCAAACCUUUCCCAUGGGAAGGAAUGACUGGCUUCCUCUGUCAUCCUCUAGGUCCUUGAUACUUUAUGAGCCUGUGCUUAGUGAAAGCAGAUGGGAGAUAGCCCAGGCGGGGCUGCCAUCCUGGGACUUGCAGGAAAACUAAGAAGGGAACUGAAGCUGCCCACCUUCCGAGCCCACUCCCCACUCCUGAAGAGCCGCCGGUUCUUCGUGGACAUCCUGACCCUGCUGAGCAGCCACUGCCAGCUCUGCCCUGCAGCCCGGCACCUGGCCGUCUACCUGCUGGACCACUUCAUGGAUCGCUACAACGUCACCACCUCCAAGCAGCUCUACACCGUGGCCGUCUCCUGCCUCCUGCUUGCAAACGGAGUUUCGCUCUUAUCGCCCAGGCUGAAGUGCAGUGGCAUGAUCUCAGCUCAUUGCAACCUCCACCUCCCAGGUUCAAGCAAUUCUCCUGCUUCAGCGCCCCACCCCCCACCCACACCGCCCCAAGUAGCUGAGACUACAGGUAAGUUCGAGGAUCGGGAAGACCACGUCCCCAAGUUGGAGCAAAUAAACAGCACGAGGAUCCUGAGCAGCCAGAACUUCACCCUCACCAAGAAGGAGCUGCUGAGCACAGAGCUGCUGCUCCUGGAGGCCUUCAGCUGGAACCUCUGCCUGCCCACGCCUGCCCACUUCCUGGACUACUACCUCUUGGCCUCCGUCAGCCAGAAGGACCACCACUGCCACACCUGGCCCACCACCUGCCCCCGCAAGACCAAAGAGUGCCUCAAGGAGUAUGCCCAUUACUUCCUAGAGGUCACCCUGCAAGAUCACAUAUUCUACAAAUUCCAGCCUUCUGUGGUCGCUGCGGCCUGUGUUGGGGCCUCCAGGAUUUGCCUGCAGCUUUCUCCCUACUGGACCAGAGACCUGCAGAGGAUCUCAAGCUAUUCCCUGGAGCACCUCAGCACGUGUAUUGAAAUCCUGCUGGUAGUGUAUGACAACGUCCUCAAGGAUGCCGUAGCCGUCAAGAGCCAGGCCUUGGCAAUGGUGCCCGGCACACCCCCCACCCCCACUCAAGUGCUGUUCCAGCCACCAGCCUACCCGGCCCUCGGCCAGCCAGCGACCACCCUGGCACAGUUCCAGACCCCCGUGCAGGACCUAUGCUUGGCCUAUCGGGACUCCUUGCAGGCCCACCGUUCAGGGAGCCUGCUCUCGGGGAGUACAGGCUCAUCCCUCCACACCCCGUACCAACCGCUGCAGCCCUUGGAUAUGUGUCCCGUGCCCGUCCCUGCAUCCCUUAGCAUGCAUAUGGCCAUUGCAGCUGAGCCCAGGCACUGCCUCGCCACCACCUAUGGAAGCAGCUACUUCAGUGGGAGCCACAUGUUCCCCACCGGCUGCUUUGACAGAUAGGCCACCUCCAGACCUCACGAGGAAGCCUUGGAGAUGUGGGCAGAGGAAGAGGACACUGAAGAGGAGAGCUCAGCCAAGUGAGGCAGCAGGAGGCCAUCCCUGAAGAGCCUUGGAACGUGGAGGGUCUGUGCUCCUUUUAAAUAAAACUGACCCAGAGCAAAACAUUCAAUAACAUACCUCACCCGAGAGCAUUCCUCUGAGAAACGUCUGCCACGUGUGGCUAGGGUACAAAAGGAUGGCUUGGUGGCCGUCCCCCCACACAGGGGCCCAGUGAAUCGAGAAAGACUUGAUAAGAGGCCAGGAGAGUGGGAACUGGACACAGACCACUGAUCUCAAGCAUGUCCAGUUUUUAGCAUUAAAGACUUUUCUAUUCUUUGCUGAUGGCAGCUACACCGCUGAAAAAGGAGGGGCAGCCUGGCGUGUUCUCAGGACCCCCGGAGGAUCCCAUAUUGGGUGCUUUUCUUUCCCUGGCUCUAUGCAGAGGGGCCUGAGUUGGUGUGUAUGCCUGAGUGUUUGCCUUGCGAGGCACAGUGGGUGGCUGUCUUGCCUUUGUUUUCGAACCUAAAACCAUUUUCAGCCUUUUAGAUAUGUCAUGUGCUGCUGCUUCCCGAAGUGGUCUUGCUUUCUGUUUCGUAAGAUGUCUUGUUUACACACUGUAUCAGGGAUUUGGUGAUACUUGAAAAUUCCUUUGGAGAAAAAAACAAAUUUAAUUGCCACACUGCCUGUCCCACAUGAGGGCUGUUAAUUUGGAACCCAAGUUUGAACCCAACUUGUGAUGGACCCGCAGGUAACCACAGAGCUUCCUUUUUGAAGGCAUAUGGUUGGAGAGAACCAUUUUCCCAGCUCUCGGUUCCGGAAGAUUCCACGUCUUGGAGGCUGUGUUCACCACUAGAACUUUAAUAACUACCCAGGGAGGGAGAAGCUCGUUGAAAGGAAGACAAAGAUUUAAACAGUUCCCACCUCUCUCCACCACAUACUUACAGGGCAUGAGUUUAACCCAGUCUAGGCUUUGAGUGUGGCUGAUAGCGAAGGAUAGCAAUGUGGAAAAUUUGCUUAGUCCCACCUGUAUUUGGGGAGUGGGAUGUACAUGGGCGUUUGAUACCACCAUUGAUAGGCAAGCGACUGGUUGGAUCAAAAGCCAGUAUUUAGGGAUCUGCAGCGAGAGGGCCCUCAGGAAGACUCUUGUAACCAUGUGCAAUAUGUUUUUAUUCUGACUCGCAGCUUGUGCUCAGCAUGUUCUUUGGUUUAGUUUGGGGUUGGGGGACACAUUGUUCACCCAGCAGAACUGGGAGGUGCAAAGGACCGUGGAAGCAAUUUUUGUUUUGUUUGAGGAAUACCUGUCUUGGAUUCCUUAGCCCCUUGCCAGUCCUGGAGACUGUGGCAGGGGCCGCCAGGAAGGCAGCUGUCUGCUGCUGAGUCAGAUCGGAAGGUGGUGAAUCUUUCCAGAGCAGCUGAAAAUCUCAGCAUGGAGACAGUAAGAAAAGAGACGGGGUGUGGAUAAGACUCUGCCACCGUGUCACACUAGCAUAGGAGGCUGCACGUUCAUUUGUUGUUGUUUUUUUUUCCUUUGCCAACCUCCGUUCUAUUUAUGUGCAAGCAGUUUGGAUUCAAGUUCUUGUAUCUGUCUGUUCUGGGACCUGGGGAUUGUGAGGGUUCCCUCACAGCCAGCACGACCCCCAGAAAGAGGCGUCCCACAAUAAACACGUCACCUGCUCUUGAUCUCUCACCUCUUGUCCUAGGCAUCCCCUCUUGGGCCGGCCCCUCCUUCCCUCUCUCAAAUCAGCCCUGGUGAGCAUCUCCCUAUGGUAGAGGGUGGAAUAUUGGGGGCAGCAGCAAGACCUCGGGAGCUGAGUCCUGCCCUCUGAGUAGGAGCUGGGCCUCCCUGGGCACACAGAGGCCAGCGGAGGGGUGUAUAAGGCUUGACACCCCAGCUCCAUCACCGUCUCAGGGUUUUUCCAAAGAAACCAGUAGGAUAUAUAUGGAGAGAGAUUUAUUUUAAGGAAUUGGCUCAUGUGAUUGCAGAGGCUGUGGUCUAAAAUUUGUGGGGCAUGUCAGCAGGCUGGAAAUUCAGGUAAGAGCUGAUGUUGCAGUAGAGUUCAAAAUCUGUAGGGCAGGCCCACAGGCUGGAAACUCAGGCAUGAUUUCUGUGUUAGCAGUCGUGAGGCAAAAUUUAUUCUCCAGGAAACCUCAAUCUUUGCUCUUACGACCUUUUACCAGUUGGAUGAGGCCCACCCACAUUAUGGAGGCUUUUCUUAAAGUCAACUGAUUGUAAAUGUUAAUCACAUCUAAAAAUACCUUGACAGCAACAUCUAGACUAGUACCUAGCCACACAACAGGCACUGUAGCCUAGCCAAGCUGCCACAUAAACUUAAUGAUCACACCACUUACCAGCUGUUGGAAGGCAGUUGACCCAACCUCUCUCUGAGCCUCCAUCUUGUCACCUGUUAAAAUGGGAGUGAUAACACCUUGCCUCAUAGGGUUCUUAAGAGGAUUAAAUAACAUAAUGUACAUCAAGGCCAGUACCUCCAAAAAAGGAGAUAAUUAUUAUAUUUCUUCAAGCAUAAGAUCAGCUUUUUGUAAGAUGCACUAUUAUUUUAUGCACUAAUAAGACUUUUUAGAAAACUAAAUCAUGAGGCAGUUUGCAAGAUACCAUUGAUUAUAUGUUGCAUUCUGAUUUCAGAAGCGUUACAUGUCAAAAUAUGUAUAUGUAGAAUUGAUGAGAUAUAGCAUCAGCUGUUAUGAAAAAUGUCAGAUUCGUACUCCUCCUUGAAGGGAGUCUCACUCAAGACUUCUGUCUUGCCCUCUACCUACCCAGCUUCCAGCAGGAGAACCACCCCAGAGAGCCGGUGUCACUGUGGGGCUGAGACAUUUGCUAAGUGCAGAUGCCUUUGAUUAGACAAUUAGGGGAGGAAUGGGAAGAUGAGCUCAGGGCCUGAGGCUGCAGCCCAGACCCAGGAGUGUGUUUGACACCGCCAAGGGCGGGGCUGAGGGCAGUGCUCACCACCCGCUGUGUGCAAGGCUAGGUGAGGCAGGAAGCUCUAAGUUUUGGGGAUUCAGAGACAAGGCAAGUCUUGGGUUGACCAAGAGCACCCACCUCACUUUGGACAAAUCCCUCCCUCUUUGGGCUUCCAUUUCUCCAUCUGUUACUAUGGAGAUGGUCAAGUUGGUGGAUGGUUCUAAGCUCUUGGGGCGGGGGGAGACUGUGCCACAGAGGCUGUGACCUCUGUGGCCUUCAGCCAGAGGGAUCCACUUGUAUUUCUUCCACCCUUGGGCACUCCCAUGUAAGAUUGUGUUAAUUCCCAUGCUGGAGGACAGCUAUGAAAGCUUUAAAAAGCACAAAGAUAGUCUUAAAGUUCCUCCCAGGGCUGGCAUCAGGUUAAAUUCAGAGGUUUUCAAGCCUGAGCAAGCUGCAGAAUGACCUGGAGCCUUCUCUAGGAGGGGUGGGGACCUGGAAUCUGCACUUUAGCCAGCUUCUUGGUCAUUCAGGCAUAUGAUUUCUUUGUUUGUUUUUUAUAUUUCAGUUGUAUUUUUAUAACUCCCCAGUUUAGUUUGAUUUUUUAAAUUUUUAUUUUAUUUAUUUAUUUAUUUAUUUAUUUAUUUAUUUAUUUAUUUUUUGAAACAGGGUCUCACUCUGUGGCCCAGGCUAGAGUGCAGUGGCACAGUCACGGCUCACUGCAGCUUCAACCUUCUGGGCUCAAGUGAUCCUCCCACCUCAGCCUCCUGAGUAGCUGGGACUACAGGCACCUGUCACCAUACCCAGCUAAUUUUGGUAUUUUUUGUAGAGAUGAGGUUUCACCAUGUUGUCCAGGCUGGUCUCAGACUCCUGAGCUCAAGCAAUCUGACUGCCUCGGCCUCCCAAAGUGCUGAGAUUACAGGUAUAAGCCACUACGCCUGGUCCAGCUUGUUUUGAAAAGUAUUUUCUGACGUCUAUAUGAAUUUAACAGAAUUAUCUCAAAGUACACAGAAAUUACCUGUAUUUGCCAGUAAAUAUGAGAUGCUGAUGAAAGAAUACUCAAUAUACCAAUAUUUAAGCAUGUCAACAUAAUAGAACUUUUUCCACCUUUUAAAAUUAUUUUUCCCACCUAACCCAAUUUAUAUUUGACAUUUGGGUUACAUGUGCAUAUAGAAACAGACCUAUUCCACAACUGACCAUAGAUAAACUAGCAUGCAAGUGUCCUUUCUGGAUGUAAUUAAGUUUCAGAGGCAGCAUGGUUCAAAUGGGAGCAAAUGAGCUGACCUCCUCAUGAAAUACACUAGGCAAAAAAUCAAGAAGUAUUAAAGUUGCUAAAGACUGA
Messenger RNA from Homo sapiens (human), 6332 nucleotides. RefSeq names its product cyclin J like (gene CCNJL). The record is from RefSeq and is a predicted model, not a curated record. Lineage: Eukaryota; Metazoa; Chordata; Mammalia; Primates; Hominidae. The coding region runs from base 739 to 2037 and encodes 432 amino acids. The transcript is spliced from 6 exons.